This is a messenger RNA of Triticum dicoccoides, 1685 nucleotides long. RefSeq lists its product as uncharacterized. Gene Ontology annotation, molecular function: DNA helicase activity. The transcript is spliced from 6 exons. The coding region runs from base 450 to 1685 and encodes 411 amino acids. Gene Ontology annotation, biological process: telomere maintenance; DNA repair. NCBI's taxonomy places the organism in Eukaryota, Viridiplantae, Streptophyta, Magnoliopsida, Poales, Poaceae. The record is from RefSeq and is a predicted model, not a curated record.
UCCGCCCAUACGUGCCUCAGGCCAAUCCAGCCCGGAAGUUGCUGCCGCUGCAGGUGCUAGUAGCCGGAUGGUAUACCAGUGCAGCCCAACCGAUAUGAGCACAACCUCACGCACCGGCAGCUUCGAUGUGAAGAGUGACUUAUAUUGCGGACAAUUAUCUAGGAAGCAAGUGAAAGGAAAUUCAAGUAACCAUACAACAUCCAUUGGAAUGCCAAGACGGGCUCCUUUUCAAGAUAUUACAAAUGUGGUUGACUCACAUAGUUUAUCAAAGAUAAAACAAGCGCAAAAAUAUUCUUGGUUCAGCGGAUCAUCCAAUUACUGGGACGAAACGAUCAGUCAAUCCAUCUGGCAUAUCCAUACAGUCAACUACUCCUUCGGCUGGACACAUAACUCUACCAAUAGAUGCUUCCGAGCGUAAGCGUUAUCGUGAUCGGGAAAGAUACUCGCGGAUGACUGCAGAACAGCGUGCUGCCUACCUACAAAGAAACCGUGAGUACAAACGAAGAAGGAAAAAUCCCGUUGAAGUUAGUAAUAAUGUACAAUCUGGGAGUCAAACUUGUAACUGUACCAGUUUAAGCAUGCAAGCAACAACUCUCGCCAGUACAAGAACAGAAGGUACUGGUCAACAUAAGCGUAUAGCAGCAUUCCUGGACAAGGGCAGUGGACAUAAGAGAAGGAGACUGUCUAAUGGGGCAAGUUGUAGUACUACUGGAAAGGAAACACAUGAACAUGUUGUAGCCAAUGAGCAUGAAGACCAUGACAGCACCAUCUAUGUCCCAAAUGGUUGUUUUCCUGCUCUAGAAGAUGAAUCUGGGCAAUCCGAAUAUAUGACCGAGGAUGAUGAUGAAGAUGAUGAGAGUUACAUAUUCACCGGACAUGGAACUGAAUGCAUAUCAUCAUAUCAAGACCCAAACCAUGCAAAUUGUGGAAUACAAGAUGAUCCUUUUGAUCGUAUAUAUCGGAGUGUACCAAGUGGCCAUCAUGUUUUGGAGCCAGUACUUAACUGCACACAUUGCAAUGCAAAACGGUUCCAGUAUGAGAAUCCAACAUUUUGCUGCAUGGGUGGCAAGGUCAAGAUAGUAACUCCAACUGUUCCUGCUGAAAUGCGCCGACUAUACACAAGUCAAGAUCCUGAUGCGAAGUACUUUCAGGAUAAUAUCCGGUACUUCAAUUCUCACUUUGAUCUUGGAGAUAUUCAAGAUUUGUUAUAUUCCAUGGGAAAGGACAUCAAGACCUUUGAUCUUCCAAAUCUGUUGGAUGCUGAUGACCUAGAUAGCUUAGAGGCUAAAGAACUGACCGAAGAAAUGUCUAUUAAAGUUGCUAAAGAAGACCUGGAGCUGGAGGCAACUCUAAACAAUGAACAACAACUUGCUUUUGAUGAAAUAAUGGAUCACGUUUUGCACACGAAGGGUAAGGUCUUCUUCAUCGAUGGUCCAGGAGGUACAGGAAAGACGUACCUUUAUAAAGCUUUAUUGGCUAAAGUACGAUCCAUGGGGUUGAUAGCCAUUGCAACAGCAACAUCUGGCAUUGCAGCUUCUAUCAUGCCUGGUGGCCGGACUGCGCAUUCGAGAUUUAAAAUACCGAUCAAUGUUCAAGAGGAUAUUGUGUGCAACAUCAAUAAGCAGGGUGGGACAUCUGAAUUACUUCGAAGAGCAUCUUUGAUAAUUUGGGAUGAAGUCGCAUGA